AUGGCUGAGCCGACACCACCACCAGACACAACAUCAUCAUCCGACGCCGCGGCCUUGGCCAACCUUCAGGCUGACUACGCCGCGCUUGUCGCCAAAAUCACGCGACUGGAGGCUUCGCAAUCGGCUGCCAGCGCGCCCGCCAAACAAGAAAAACCGACCGACGGCAUGCCGUCCACCAUCGUCGUCCCGGAAGCCUACAUGCUCAAAGGCCGAGAGAACUUCGUCGAAUGGGAUGGCUUUCUCAACAUGUUCCUUCCCGACGACGUCUACAACUACCUCACCGGGGGCAGAGAUAACGUGAAAUGGACCGACGCCUACUACGCACGCGGACAAGAGUACGCAUCGCGGGUCCUCAUCGCUUCCAUCGAUCCGAUCUGCUCCUCGGACAUCAUUCCGAUUCGCCAGAUGAAAGGCACGGCACACGAGUGCUGGCUCGAACUAGCCAGUCGCUACCGCCCCAGCGACGCUCAAGGCGACCCUCGUUGGCGAGUUCUGGAACCUUCCGCCGAUCCCCACGACCGAAUCGGGCUUCAAUCAGUGGGCUGGUCAUGUCCGCAUCAUUGUCAACUCAAUGCGAAACCUGAACAUCGAUUUCGAACAAAUCCUUACCGCACGCCUACUCCUCAACAUGCCGCAACUUUACAACAAUUGGAAAUCUACCUUCAACCAGCGUCAGGCCGCGGCCACCACGCUCCCAAAAAUCGAAGACCUCAUCUUCUCCCUUCGCCGUGAAGUGAGAUCGAUGGGCGAACACCCCAUUAACGGCGCCACACCAGCAUACAUCGUGUCUCCCCAGCACUCUCAAAACCGAUCCAAUGCGAGGUCUCAGCGACCGAACGAAGCCUCCAGCCCCUGCCCCGUAUGCGACGAAGGCAAACACUGGGCUGAUCAAUGCCCUGACACCGACCGUCGCCGCAAGUACUUCGAGCUCAAGUCGGCACUUCGAGACUUAAAACUCCAGAAGUCGACCACCUCCCCCUCAAACCACGAAAAUGUCUCAUCCUUCGUAACCAUCCCCGCCCCGGCACCUUACGUGACGGCGCCGCCUUCGUCCCAAGAACACGACGACUUCUUCAUGUCGUUACACACCACAACUCCAAAUGCCACUCAACAGACAGACUUCCUCCUUGAUUCAGCCUCGCCUUUCCACAUCGUCAACGACCGUUCCCUGUUUUCAGGCCAACUCAAGCCCUCUUCUCAUCACAUCGUAGGCAUCGGUGGCCAGACGGCCGUCAAAGGCACUGGCUCAGUCGAACUCCGCACUGAUCGGGGAGUUUUGGUCAAACUCAACAACGUCCACUUCGCGCCCAAUGCUCCCGCCAACAUCGUUUCCGUCUUCCAAAUGGGUUCCAAAGGCGUCCGCACGUCUUUCACCAGAGGUCGAGCCGAACUCAGCACCGUCCAAUCAGGUAUCUUCGCAACGGCUACAGCCACGACGUCUAACCACUAUCGUCUCAAUGUGACCCUUGCGACAGCUGGCAAACUCACCGUCCAAAAAUGGCACGCGUCCCAAUCACCGCCACGCUCCAGCCGACUCAGUUCCUUCAUCGCCUUUUCUCAACCAUCAAAGUCAACCCCACCCCGCACCCGCACAGACUGGACCACCCCUAAUCGCUUUCGACUCUUGCCUACCGAUGUCUCGGCUUGACUGGCAUGGAAGCACGGGGGGGUGUCAGAACCCAAUCAUACUGAUUCUCUUCUAAUUCUAUUUACUUCUCAUGCCACCAUUCCACUCCUACUUUGCACUCCUUCUUUAGCCUAUUACCCUCUACGCCGGAUCCCAGCGCCUGAUCGAGACUCGGUUGACACGUUGGCUUGGGUUGAAGUCGCGCGCCUCGCGGGCACUCGUCUCUCUUCCUUCUUCAUCCAUCUUCCAUCCUCGAUCUUGCGCUCGUACUCAACCCCUUGAGUCGGGAUCCAGUCCUCCAUACUUCUUACACGUCUCGGUCGACAAUUUGAAGGCCCUUUUACUGUUGCUUGCGAAUUCAAGGUUUCACCUCCGACUCGGAACUCUUGUACGUUGGCGGUGCUGUGGCAUUGGCCGGCGAUUCGUUCUUGAUCAUCCUAGCUAG
Messenger RNA from Microbotryum saponariae, 2072 nucleotides. The record is from the annotation of a GenBank genome assembly. Lineage: Eukaryota; Fungi; Basidiomycota; Microbotryomycetes; Microbotryales; Microbotryaceae.